Australozyma saopauloensis is the source of this 1266-nucleotide messenger RNA. It is a transcript of the gene LYS22, whose product is annotated as Lys22p. Gene Ontology annotation, cellular component: mitochondrion. Lineage: Eukaryota; Fungi; Ascomycota; Pichiomycetes; Serinales; Metschnikowiaceae. The transcript has a single exon. The record is from RefSeq and is a predicted model, not a curated record. Bases 1 to 1266 code for a protein of 421 amino acids. Gene Ontology annotation, molecular function: homocitrate synthase activity.
AUGUCUGGUAAUCCAUAUGGUCCUAACCCUCAUGACUUCUUAUCGAACGUUAACAAGUUCGAGGUCAUUGAGUCCACCUUGAGAGAGGGUGAGCAAUUCGCCAACGCUUUCUUCACCACAGAGAAGAAGAUUGAAAUAGCGAAGGCUUUGGAUGACUUCGGUGUCGACUACAUCGAGUUGACCUCUCCUGUCGCCUCUGAGCAAUCCAGAAAGGAUUGCGAGGCCAUCUGUAAGUUGGGCUUGAAGGCCAAGAUCUUGACGCAUAUUAGAUGUCACAUGGAUGACGCUAGAGUCGCUGUCGAGACUGGUGUUGACGGUGUCGAUGUUGUCAUUGGUACCUCUCAGUUCUUGAGACAAUACUCUCACGGUAAGGACAUGAACUACAUUGCUCAGUCUGCCAUUGAGGUUAUUGAGUUUGUCAAGUCCAAGGGUAUCGAGAUCCGUUUCUCUUCUGAGGACUCCUUCAGAUCCGACAUCGUGGACUUGCUUAAUAUCUACAAGACCGUCGACAAGAUUGGUGUCAACAGAGUUGGUAUUGCUGACACUGUCGGUUGUGCCAACCCUAGACAGGUCUACGAGUUGGUCAAGACCUUGAAGUCCGUUGUCUCUUGUGACAUCGAGUGCCAUUUCCACAACGACACUGGUUGCGCCAUUGCCAACGCUUACACCGCUUUGGAGGCUGGUGCCAAGUUGAUCGAUGUUUCCGUCUUGGGUAUUGGUGAGAGAAACGGUAUCACCCCAUUGGGUGCUUUGAUGGCUAGAAUGAUCACUGCCGACAGAGACUACGUCUUGUCCAAGUACAAGUUGCACAAGUUGAGAGACUUGGAGAACUUGGUUGCUGACGCCGUUCAGGUCAACGUUCCAUUCAACAACCCUAUCACUGGUUUCUGUGCCUUCACCCACAAGGCUGGUAUCCACGCCAAGGCUAUUCUUGCGAACCCAUCCACCUACGAGAUCUUGAACCCAUCUGACUUCGGUUUGACCAGAUACAUCCAUUUCGCCAACAGAUUGACUGGAUGGAACGCUAUCAAGUCCCGUGUUGACCAAUUGAACUUGCACUUGACCGACGAGCAAUGUAAGGAGGUUACCCACAAGAUUAAGUUGUUGGGAGAUGUCAGACAAUUGAACAUCGACGAUGUUGACUCUAUCAUCAAGGAUUUCCACAACGAGGUCAGCACUCCUCGUAUUGCUCCUGCUGGCAACGGUACUCCUAUCCCAGAGGCUCCAACUGCUGAGCCAGAAGCUAAGAAGGCUAGAUCUGAUUAA